Messenger RNA from Oncorhynchus gorbuscha (pink salmon), 2007 nucleotides. Its product is annotated as cholesterol 24-hydroxylase-like. The record is from RefSeq and is a predicted model, not a curated record. Gene Ontology annotation, biological process: cholesterol catabolic process. Gene Ontology annotation, molecular function: iron ion binding; cholesterol 24-hydroxylase activity; heme binding. NCBI's taxonomy places the organism in Eukaryota, Metazoa, Chordata, Actinopteri, Salmoniformes, Salmonidae. Bases 273 to 1844 code for a protein of 523 amino acids. The transcript has 15 exons.
CUACGUAAAACUGCAGAGAGGACAGCACCUACAGUACAUACAAAAAAACACCACGCUCAUGCGCAGAAAUCUCCCUAUCAAUAGCCACGGAAAAACAGGUUCCAGAGCAGCCACUCCAUAAUAUUUCAUGAUCAAAUUUUGGGCGUAGUAAACCCUCUCGCUUCGUCUCUUCCUCUCUACUACGAGUACUACAGGUGAUCGAAUUCCGUCCAAAAACAACGACCACAUAACUGGUUUGCAGGGUCACCGCGAGCUACCGAGUCUUCGGAAAUAUGGACCUUUUCUCUUUCUUUGCAGGUUGGAUCGGUUAUUUGCUUAUUUGCCUGCUUGGAUUGAUUUUGAUCGCGUUUCUAUUUUUUUGUCUUUACAUUAAAUAUAUUCAUCUGAAAUAUGAUCACAUACCGGGACCACCAAGGGAUAGUUUUAUAUUUGGUCAUUCCCCAACCAUGCUGAGGGAGAUGAGCAAUGGUCGAGUUGUCCACGACAAAUUUCUGGAAUGGGCUGAGACUUAUGGACCGGUCUACCGUAUCAACGGUUUGCAUAUUGUGAUGUUGUGUGUGACCUGUCCUGAUACCACCAAGGAAGUCCUGAUGUCACCUAAGUACCCCAAAGCCUCAAUGGUCUACAAGCGUCUCUUCAACCUUUUUGGACAGAGGUUUUUGGGAAGUGGCCUGGUCACAGCACAGAAUCAUGAUGAAUGGUACAAACAGCGAAGAAUAAUGGACCCUGCCUUCAGCAGUCUGUACCUGCGGGGUCAGAUGGGUGCGUUCAACGAGAGGGCAGAGAAGCUGAUGGAUAAACUGGCGGACAUGGCUGACACCAACACAGCUGCCAACAUGCAACACAUGUUCAACUGUGUGACACUGGAUGUCAUCACUAAGGUGGCGUUUGGAGUGGAGCUGGAUCUGCUGAAGGAGAGUGACUCUCCGUUCCCCAACGCUAUAGAGAUGUGUCUGAAGGGAAUGGUCCACUAUCUCAGAGACUUCACCUUCCAGCUCUACCCAAAGAACAAGAAGUUCAUCAACGAGGUGAAGAAGUCUUGUCAGCUGCUGCGUUCGACAGGCAGACAGUGGAUCAACGAGAGGAAAAUGGCCGUCCAAAACGGAGAGGACGUUCCAAAAGACAUCCUCACACAGAUCCUCAAGACGGCUGGCAAAGAGGAAAACAUAGCAAAUGAUGAUGAGGAGCUUAUGCUGGACAACUUUGUGACAUUCUUCAUUGCGGGGCAAGAGACAACAGCCAAUCAACUAGCUUUUACGGUCAUGGAACUGGGAAGACUGCCAGAGAUACUGACAAAGGUGAAGCAGGAAGUGGAUGACGUCAUCGGGAUGAAACAGGAAAUCAGCUUUGACGACCUGGGGAAAAUGACCUACCUGUCUCAGGUUUUGAAGGAGACUCUAAGGUUGUACCCUACAGCACCAGGCACUUCUCGUUUCAUCCCCAACGACAUCGUCAUCAACAGCAUCCCCAUCCCAGCAGGAGUCUCAUGCUUCUUCAAUUCUUAUGUGUGUGGAAGGUUGGAUAAGUUCUUUGAGGACCCGCUGAAGUUUGACCCAGAGAGGUUCCAUCCAGACGCUGCCAAACCCUAUUACUGCUACUACCCCUUCGCCCUGGGACCACGCUCAUGUCUGGGACAGAGCUUCGCACAGAUGGAGGCUAAGGUAGUGAUGGCCAAGCUGCUUCAGAGGUUUGACUUCAGCCUGCUGCCUGGCCAGUCCUUUGACAUCCUGGACACUGGGACUUUGAGACCAAAGAGUGGAGUGGUGUGUAAAAUCAGACACAGAGGACAGACAACCGCAGCCUGGCCUGACUGGGACCUGAACAUGACUAGCACUUCUCUAUAACAUACUUGUCUUAUUUCUUAUACUUCUUAGUGGAGCAAAUUACCUUUUUCAUUCAAUGAAGCACCUUAUUCAAAUAUCUAGCUAUUUUUUAUGAAAAUGGAUUUUGAACAAUUAUGUUUAUUCUUUGUAUCAAUGGUGAAAUAAUAUCUUAAAUAUGACAGUU